This is a messenger RNA of Oryza sativa Japonica Group (Japanese rice), 1334 nucleotides long. Lineage: Eukaryota; Viridiplantae; Streptophyta; Magnoliopsida; Poales; Poaceae. The record is from RefSeq and is a predicted model, not a curated record.
CCAACCCUUCGUCCCAAGUGCCAACUGCGCCUGUCCGAUCGGUUCCGAUCCGACCAAGCCACACGUCGCCGAAUCCGAACAGCUCUUCCACGAACCACUUGCCCCUCCUCACGCCCUCUCCUCGUCGGUUUCGAACCAUCUAGAAGCGUCGCCGCCGACUCGCCAUCUCCUCUCUAGGUCACCGGAUUUCCUAGCCGGCGGCGAGCUCGUCGGCUCAGGCGGCGGCGGCGGCGGCGAUGGACUGGAGCUCCGUGACUGCGGAGGAUCUGGUGGACGCGCUGCGGGAGGUGGACUGGUCGACGCCGCCGCGCCCCGUCUCCGAGUUCUUCUCCCGCUUCACCGCCCCGCGAUCCUACUCCAAGUGGACCAGCCGCCUCAAGUGCAACCUCUACUACUACAGGACGAACUACUUCAUCUUGAUCAUGUUCAUUCUUGGGAUGGGCUUUCUCCGGAAACCAGUUUCCAUCCUUGCAGCUUUUUCAACAGGCCUCAGCAUUGCAUUUCUCAAUGACAGUUUUGCAGUUACAUUCAAUGAGAAAGUCACAAGGACAGUCAGACAAUUUUCACCACAUUUAGCAGCAAAGAUGAGGCCACCCUUAAGACCUGUCAUUCGUGGCCGACCAAGCUCAAAAAGAUCAAUUCAUAUUUGUGGCCGGCCUCGAUGGGUUUUUGUUGUAUUAUUUUCUGUCGUAAGCUGCUUCCUCUGGAUGACCUCAUGUAGUCUCCUUACGGUUCUGUGGGCACUAAUUGUUGGUCUGCUUGCAACCUUGCUUCACGCCAGUUUCAGAACACCUAAUCUGAAAGCACGCCUGAACACAUUCAGGGAGGAAUUUCGAGCAGUAUGGCGGAAUUAUAGCGAGUUUUAAACGCCCUUUUUGUCUACCCCAUGUGAGUGCCUUCAUCGCUGUCUUAUGGUCGAAAAUUGAAUCUAGCGAAGGGCUUAAAGUGCUACCUGUUCUGUCAGUGCAUCAUUGUGGAGCUGCUUAUUGGAUGUCUCUGCGGUGGUGCAAUGUAGAAGGACCUACUUCAGUGUGCUUUCGAAUUUCUUGAUUUUCUCUGCAGAUUUAUGUGGUAAAAAUGUUACCAAGUUCCAUAUCUCUGCUGCCUCUUGCGACUCUUUAAUUGUGGGAGAUUAAAAAUAGGCAUGCUAUUUUCUCCAGUUUAUGGAUUUGGCUUUAGAUUGUGGAUUAUUCUAGUCCCCCACCACAUGGAUCUCCAUAGUUUUAGCUUCUGGUCCAAAACUUCUACUGUAUUUUGAUACAUUGGGGAAGGAACAGCAUGUAAAAGAGACAGCUAUCCUGAAGAGAAGAAAAAAGAUAUUGUUGUGAAAUGCC